Messenger RNA from Andrographis paniculata, 960 nucleotides. RefSeq lists its product as uncharacterized. The record is from RefSeq and is a predicted model, not a curated record. Gene Ontology annotation, cellular component: ribosome; small ribosomal subunit; cytoplasm. The transcript has a single exon. Gene Ontology annotation, biological process: protein ubiquitination; translation; modification-dependent protein catabolic process. Bases 50 to 562 code for a protein of 170 amino acids. Gene Ontology annotation, molecular function: structural constituent of ribosome; protein tag activity; ubiquitin protein ligase binding. NCBI's taxonomy places the organism in Eukaryota, Viridiplantae, Streptophyta, Magnoliopsida, Lamiales, Acanthaceae.
AUAUUUAAACAACGCAGCGAUUUGGCGAAGGAGCGACAGGGAAGAGAAAAUGCAGAUCUUUGUGUUAGCCCUAAAUGGCAAAACAAUCACUCUGGAAGUCGAAAGCUCCGAUACAAUCGAUACUAUCAAGGCCAAGUUUCAGGACAAAGAAGGAACUCCUCAGGAUCAGCAGCGCCUCAUCUACGGCGGGAAGCAGUUGGAGGACAGCAGGACCUUAGCCGAUUACAACAUUCAGAAGGAAUCAACACUCAACCUCAUGGUCCCCCUGUGUGGUGGAGGCACCAGCUGGAGGAUACCUUUCGUUGCCAAUCAUUUGAUCAAGAAACUCAAGGAGUUGAAUCAAAAGUCGCAGAAGGAACUGAUUAAGACAUGGUCGAGGGGUUCCACCAUUAUACCGGAAAUGGUGGGGCAUCGUAUUGCCGUUUACGACGGAAGGAAGCACAUCCCCUUUCGCAUCGUCGAGGCUAUGGUGGGGCAUAAGCUGGGAGAACUGAAGCCGCGGCGUUUACAUAGGAAAGAGGUUCAUGCUCGCGGCAAGGCGCCACAGAAGAAGAAGAAGUGAGCAACGGUUGCUAGCGGAUUCCCAAGUAACUUCUAGAUAGCAUUGUGCAAUUUUAAGUAGUCCUCUAUAUCGGAAGGUUGCACUGCAGAAUUGAUGAUGUUCGUGUAUGCUAUAUCUUGUUUACGUUUGGGAAGCACUUUUCAAUACCCCAGCCUUUGAGUUUAGGGUUGUUGAAUAAGAUCAAAUAACCUCAUUCAUGAAGUAAUGGUGGCCUUCUGUGUGCACUCUUAAAAAUGAAUUGAGAUUAAGAUGCAUUUAAGUUUCUGCAUUGAGCAGAAAAUUUUGUUUCUUUUUUAUGUUCUAGUUGCUAUUGGAAAUCUGUCCUCUGGUUUCAUGUUUGCUCUGCCGUGUUCUGUUUAGACAUUGAAGAGCCUAAUUCUAAAACAUUUGUUCCACAA